UAAUGUGACAGGAAUGACAUCACUAAAUACUGAGAUUAUAAGGAUAUUCAUAGCUCUUGUGAAUUAUAUACAAAACGUUACAAUGAGGUGUAAGAUACUUUGGAUAAAGCCCUAUGUGAGACCUAUUGGUGCACUAAAUCCUACUACUGCAAGUAAAGUCCUUAAUCCCCCAGUGACAUCCACUAAUGUGAGUGUGAGCAGUGUGACCACAUUGUACUUCCCCUUUACUCUGGAGUUCUAGAGACAUAAGUAGGGGAGGGGAAGCUUUAACUCCCAGAUCAUGACGACAUUUCGGGACUUUUUUUAACUCACCAAUACACUACUUAUUCCCCAGGUAUCCACCCCUCUGCUGCUUAGCUAAGGAUUCUGGGAACUGUAGUUGUGCAGCAGUGGAAGCGACUCCCGAUCCCCAGGACUGAGCCCCCUCUUCUCCUCCGGCUGCUCAAUCAGUCUCAGUGCUGUGGGCAGGAUACAACGCCCCGCUGUUUAUUUUGUGGGACAGACCCAUUUUAUUGUAGAGAUUAAAGGGCACAGUGCAACACAUGUUGCAUUAUAUACACACACCCUGUGUAGCAGGGCUGAUCCAAUUAACCUUCUCAUCCUGGUGGACUGGCCCUGCAUUAUUAUUUUAUACGUCUUUUUAUAUAGUUCUAAAGCUUUAGAAUAAGGUUGCUAGGGACCAUGACCCUAGCAACAUGGUUGCACUUUUGAGUGAGAAACCAGGACAUUUGCAUUAGCCGAGAGAGUGAAAGCCGCCCUUCCAGUUUAUGAGCAGACACACCUACUGGGCAGACUGGAGCGGAGCCAAGGGACAGCUCAUUGUUCAGCUUCUCUAUAAGAACUCCGUCUCCUGUGAUUCUCUAUGCACUGAAGAGACUCAUCCCCAUUGAUACCACUGGGAAAAUGGGCCAGAACAUUGCGGUUCCGGAGAAGAGCGGCCAACCGCUGGACAAGUCGGACAUUGUCUGUGAGAUAUUCAGCCAGGCGGUCGUUCACGCCUCCCAAAAACUAAAGGAAUAUCUCGGUUUUGAAGACCCGUUCGGGUCGUUCCAUCCCAGCACCGACACCUUGAACGAACUCUUCCUGGUGAACUUCUUCAACUUCUGUUUGGAGAAGGGCGUCGAGGAGAGAAUCGCCACCAACAAAAUGACAAAGCAGCAGUCCGCCUUGUUCGGCAUUGACUGGAUCUGGACCCUGUCCGGUCCUGAUAAGGUGGUGAAACUUCAGAUCGCUGUGCAAGCCUUCCAGAUAUUGGAGCUGGACAUCAAGGAGUCCAAUGUCCAAGGCAAGGCCAACAAUGUCACCACCAUGGAGAUCCCACCACCCGUUGGUUCCUCCAAGGACAAAAGUAGGUUUGAGAAGCUGGAGGAAUUCUGCCGCCUGGUGGGGUCCGACUGUCUGGGGUUAUUCAUGGUGUAUGGACUCCCGGGGAAGCCCAAGGAUAUCAGAGGGGUCCUUCUGGACAGUGUGAAACGGGACAUUAAGAAAAACUCAACUUUAGGGGAGCAAGCACUCUACCAGUUCAUUCAGAGCACAGACACGUUCCUCCCGACCCGGGACCUGCUGGACACCUGUAUGACGAGGAAGAACGGGCAGCUCAGCAUCGGGAAGGUCUACAUCAACUUUCUAUGAACUGGGGCUUUCCAUUAGGAUCAUGGGACUUCAAACUGAGAGGAACCCAUCCCACCCCCAAGCAGCAAGGUCAGACCAUCAGCUGAGGAACCACCAAUAAUAUGUACCACGGAGUCCUCUUCAUUGAGCUCCCUCUGGGAGAUCACUUUAUUUCAUGACAUUAUACGGCCCAUUGUGAUUGGACAGGUGAGUGGAAGACUUGGAACUGGUCCCCCAUAGCCGUCCCCUUCUCUGCUCUACUUUCUGGGUACAAAAGACUUGGCAAGGGAUCAUGUCGUGUUUGUUUCCUAAAGCAACUGUUCCGACUCAUGAUCAAGGAGUAACGUAGGGUCUCCUAGAAAGCUGAGCAUCUGUGUUACUUCUUAUGGUGGGUCGGAUCAGUACCAUAUAAAGGUAUAUUCUUAUUUAUAGAUGGUUUCUUCCAUUUCACUGGACUUGCACCCAAGUCUUGGGGCCCACCUCCAACCCCUCCCAAAGACUGUAGGCAGGUACCACCGUAGGACUGCAGUUGGUACCAAACCCAGCAUCAGCCCUGAGGAACAUGUCCUUGGUUUCCUGCUGUAUUUACAUACAUAGGUGGUUAUGGGUCGGUGACCCGCAAUACAGGUGUUUGUUCAAGUCCCGCUGGGUUGUGGAAUGUUUAGUGCUGAUCAGAAGUGUAAAUAAAGUUUAUACAGGUGA
This is a messenger RNA of Xenopus laevis (African clawed frog), 2313 nucleotides long. It is a transcript of the gene rep15.L, whose product is annotated as RAB15 effector protein L homeolog. The transcript has a single exon. Gene Ontology annotation, cellular component: recycling endosome; endosome membrane. The record is from RefSeq and is a predicted model, not a curated record. NCBI's taxonomy places the organism in Eukaryota, Metazoa, Chordata, Amphibia, Anura, Pipidae. Gene Ontology annotation, biological process: transferrin transport; receptor recycling. The coding region runs from base 904 to 1632 and encodes 242 amino acids.